Messenger RNA from Sus scrofa (pig), 1511 nucleotides. It is a transcript of the gene PHF13, whose product is annotated as PHD finger protein 13. The record is from RefSeq and is a predicted model, not a curated record. NCBI's taxonomy places the organism in Eukaryota, Metazoa, Chordata, Mammalia, Artiodactyla, Suidae. Gene Ontology annotation, cellular component: nucleus. Gene Ontology annotation, biological process: mitotic chromosome condensation. Gene Ontology annotation, molecular function: chromatin binding.
CUCCCGCCCUCCCUCCCGAGACACGAGCCGAACUGGGCGUCAGGUCGGGGAGCCGGUCGGGUUCCCGCUCGCCGCCGCCGCCGCCGCCGCCCCCCGCAGCGACUCUCCCGCCUCUCCAGUCGCGUUGGUCGUGGGGAGCUGCAUCAACAACUCUGCUCGGCUGUGGAGCCGCCUGCCCGAGAGCACAGUGACUGGGACGCGACACGCCGAGCCCCCCAUCAUCUCUAGUCAGGGCGACCCCUCCCGGGUCCGCCCUCGCCCUGCGCGGCCCCCGCGACUCGGCGCCCGCAUCCCGGCCCCUGCACUCCCGCGGCCGCCGCCCCCCACCCUGAACAUGGACUCCGACUCCUGCGCCGCCGCUUUCCACCCGGAGGAGUACUCCCCCGGCUGCAAGAGGCGCAGGACCGUGGAGGAUUUCAAAUUCUGCACCUUUGUCUUGGCCUAUGCGGGCUACAUCCCUUACCCUAAGGAGGAACUCCCUUUGAGGAGUAGCCCCAGCCCUGCCAACAGUACCGCUGGUACCAUCGACAGCGACGGCUGGGAUGCUGGUUUUGCUGACAUCUCGUCCACGGUGCCCUUGCCCGUGUCUGACCGCUGCUUUGGCCACCUGCAGCCUACUCUCCUGCAGCGAGCCAAGCCCAGUAACUUCCUGCUGGACAGAAAGAAGACCGACAAGCUGAAGAAGAAGAAGAAGAGGAAGCGCCGGGACAGCGACGCGCCCGGGAAGGAGGGCUACAUGGGGGGCCUGCUGCAGCUGGAAGCCGCCGACCCCUACGCAGAGACCCCCACAAGCCCCACCCUGCAGGAUAGCCCCCAGGCCCCCGGCGACCCCUGCUCGGGCUGGGACUCUGACACGCCUUCCAGUGGAUCUUGUGCCGCGGUGUCCCCCGACCAGGUCAAAGAAAUAAAAACUGAAGGCAAACGGACUAUCGUCCGGCAGGGCAAGCAGGUGGUGUUCCGGGACGAGGACAGCACCGGCAACGACGAGGACAUAAUGGUGGAUUCAGAUGAUGACUCCUGGGACCUCGUCACCUGCUUCUGCAUGAAGCCGUUUGCUGGCCGCCCCAUGAUAGAGUGUAACGAGUGCCACACCUGGAUCCACCUGUCCUGUGCCAAAAUCCGCAAGUCCAAUGUUCCCGAAGUGUUCGUCUGCCAAAAGUGCCGGGACUCCAAGUUCGACAUCCGCCGUUCCAACCGCUCCCGGAUGGGCUCCCGGAAGCUGUUCCUGGACUGACUGGGGAGAGCGAGGAGACGGUGGGCGAGGAGUCGGGAGGGACGGGGGGCCUCUGGCCCCCUCUUAGUGGAGCACAGAACUCUGAGCUCUGGUGCGGGCAGACCCCUGCCAUUCAGGUGCCUAAGCGGAUGGACUGGCUGUCCAAGGUAGAAACUGUACAUACAGCCAGUGACUGAAUAAACCCUCGUUGGCCGAGCUGCUGCUGCGGCGCUGUGUCCUCCGCGUGGAGGCGGACUGCACGCCUGCAAGCGGCCGGCUUGGUCCAGCUGAAGCAGAG